AUGAUUUAUCCGAGGGCCCUUCUCCCAGCUGCUGUCGCACUAGUGUCCCUUGUGCUCGCCGUACCUUUAGAAGAGCGUCAGUUAGCUUUCGACUUCAACAACCAGAAGGUACGUGGUGUAAACCUCGGCGGAUGGUUCGUGCUCGAGCCUUGGAUCACUCCAUCAAUAUUUCAGCAAUGGGCCAACGGCGGAAACGUCAUAGAUGAGUAUUCAUAUACUGCAGCACUUGGAAAAGAUGAAGCAUUCACGCGUCUCAACAACCACUGGGCUACUUGGAUAACAGAGAGGGACUUUGCCGAAAUAGCAUCAAUGGGUCUGAAUCACGUGAGGAUUCCUGUUGGAUACUGGGCUCUAGUCACCAUUCCCAAUGAUCCCUACGUUCAGGGUCAGCUUUCGUAUAUGGACCAGGCUAUUGAUUGGGCGCGUCAAAAUGGCUUGAAAAUUAUGCUCGACAUCCAUUGCGCUCCUGGAUCUCAGAACGGGUUUGACAAUUCGGGGCGCGCUGGUACCAUUGCAUGGCAGAGCGGGGACAAUGUACCAAGUACCCUCCGUGCAAUCCAAUUGCUGGCAGAGCGAUACGCACAUCACACCGACGUUGUCACUUCAAUAGAACUUCUCAAUGAACCAGUAUUUUGGGGUAAUGAUUUAUCACAAACUAAAAAAUUCUACUAUGACGGAUGGGGAAAUGUUAGAACCCAAGGCCAAACUGCGGUUGCUAUUCACGACGCAUACCUUGACCCCAGGUCAUGGAAUGGCUUUAUGAACAGCGAAUCUGGUGUUAACAAUGUUAUCUUAGAUACACACAUCUACCAGGUUUUUUCGCAAGACGAAGUAGCUAUGAAGCCAUGUGCUCACGUGCAGACAGCUUGCUCAAGUGUUGACAAAAUUAAGCCAACCGACAAAUGGACUAUAGUUGGAGAAUGGACUGGAGCUCAGACCGACUGCGCCAAAUGGUUGAACGGACUAGGAAAAGGUGCCCGAUACGACGGAACUUUACCUGGAAAGUCUGAAGGAUAUUACGGAUCCUGUGACAAGAAAUACGAGGGCACCGUCGAUGACAUGCUUCCGGUUGACAAAACGAAUAUACAAUAUUUCAUUGAGGCCCAAUUAGACGCUUAUGAGUCGCAUACCGGAUGGUUUUUCUGGAAUUGGAAGACGGAGAGUGCGCCUGAAUGGCACUUUCAAAAUUUAACCAGGGCUGGAUUGAUUCCUCAGCCAUUGGAUUCGCGAAAGGUACCAAGCCAGUGCGGCACAUCGCAGUGCCUUAUCCCUGGGAAUUAA
Blumeria graminis f. sp. triticale is the source of this 1281-nucleotide messenger RNA. Lineage: Eukaryota; Fungi; Ascomycota; Leotiomycetes; Helotiales; Erysiphaceae. The record is from the annotation of a GenBank genome assembly.